Molecule: messenger RNA, 681 nt
Organism: Panicum virgatum (switchgrass)
Lineage: Eukaryota; Viridiplantae; Streptophyta; Magnoliopsida; Poales; Poaceae
Product: rho GDP-dissociation inhibitor 1-like
Exons: 5
Coding region: 19-669 (216 amino acids)
Biological process (GO): Rho protein signal transduction
Cellular component (GO): cytoplasm; membrane; cytosol
Molecular function (GO): Rho GDP-dissociation inhibitor activity; protein binding
Source: RefSeq, a predicted model, not a curated record
AGCCUAGACAAGGGGAGGAUGGAUAAGGAGGAAAAUAAAGAAGCAUCAGUGAGCAUUAGCAACAAUGACACGGGCACCAAUGAUAUGGAGGAUGACGACUAUGAUGACGAUGAUGGGAAGCACACUGUGGUGCUUGGCCCUCAGGUUCCCCUCAAGGACCACCUUGAGCUCGAUAAGGAUGAUGACAGCCUAAGGAGGUGGAAAGAGCAGCUCCUUGGAGAUGUUGAUACCACUAAGCUUGGAGAGACUGCAGAACCAGAGGUGACCAUAUUGAACUUGACCAUCCUAACUCCGGAUCGACCGGAUCUGGUUCUGCCAAUCCCACUCGUGCGGGAUGACAAGGUGUACGCAUUCGCGCUCAAGGAUGGGAGCACCUACAGCUUCCGCUUCUCCUUCACUGUCUCCAACAACAUUGUGUCUGGUCUCAGAUACACACACACUGUCUGGAAGGCUGGAGUAAGAGUGGAAAAACAGAAGGUGAUGCUGGGGACCUUCAGUCCUCAGCAGGAGCCUUACACGUACGAGGCUGAGGAAGAUACGACACCUAGCGGCAUCUUUGCGAGGGGUUCAUAUUCUGCAAAGCUGAAGUUUGUGGACGAUGAUGGGAAAGUCUACCUGGACAUGGGCUACUGCUUCGAGAUCCGGAAGGACUGGCCAUCCUCGGCCUAAAACUGAGAGAGA